Messenger RNA from Beauveria bassiana ARSEF 2860, 516 nucleotides. Its product is annotated as short-chain dehydrogenase. The record is from RefSeq and is a predicted model, not a curated record. NCBI's taxonomy places the organism in Eukaryota, Fungi, Ascomycota, Sordariomycetes, Hypocreales, Cordycipitaceae. Bases 1 to 516 code for a protein of 171 amino acids. Gene Ontology annotation, molecular function: oxidoreductase activity, acting on the CH-OH group of donors, NAD or NADP as acceptor. The transcript has a single exon.
AUGGCCUCCCACGGCCGUCUUGAUGUGUUAGUCAACAAUGCCGGCAUCGUUGUCCGUGGCGAAGCACGAGACGCUGCCCGGCGUAUUUUCCAGACCAAUGUCAUUGGCUACAUUAGCGUCACCGAAGCCUUUUUGCCCCUUUUGCGCCAGGCGCCCAAGCCGCGACUUGUUUUCCUGUCGAGUAGCUUGGGGUCCCUAACCCACGCUUCCAACCCAGAGAGCAAGUACUACGCGUCGCGCGCAACCGAGUACAGGGCAGCUACGGCAGCGCGAAACAUGAUUAUGAACCAGUAUUGGGUGCGGCUGCAGCAAGAAGGCGGCGGCGGCAAGUUUUUGGUUCACGGGGCGGAUCCGGGCCAGGUGGCGACGAAUUUGUUUGAUACGCCGGAGCAGCUGAGAGCAAGAGGAGCGGCCGAGCCAGAAGUGGGCGGAGAGCGCGUGGCUUCCAUUAUAAGAGGGGAAAGAGACGCUGAUGCUGGACGGGUGUGCGCAGAGUACGGUGUUGUGCCUUGGUAA